Messenger RNA from Doryrhamphus excisus (bluestripe pipefish), 2783 nucleotides. The record is from RefSeq and is a predicted model, not a curated record. NCBI's taxonomy places the organism in Eukaryota, Metazoa, Chordata, Actinopteri, Syngnathiformes, Syngnathidae.
UCAGUUUCAAGUGUUCUCCCAGCGCCUGGAUGACUGAUACGAGGAAGAGACCACAUACAUUACCCUUUAUUCGACCUCAUCUGUCAAAGACAAUGGCACAUAAUGUAAUUACCGUUGGCAAAGAAGAUCUGCAGCUUCCAGUAUUCUUCUUCAGAGAGGAACUUCAGGUCCUUCUGUCGUUCUUUCAUGAGGUCCUGCUUGUCCAGCACCCACUGCAGACUGGGGAAGACGAAUACAGUGGAUUUGACUCACUUUACACAGUUAUUAGCAGUAAGACAUAGCACAACACGGCAGAAGUGACCACCAAUUAUGUUUGUUAAAAAUUAGGACUUCCGUCAUGUUUAUUUAACAUGACACUAACAUGUAGGGUUAAAAGUAGUCUCGUCUUUUAUAACCCAAACUAGUGUUUUAGCCAAACAGUAGUUUGGUUUUCGUAGUGACAGUUCGAGAGCGGUAGCUAGCUUCCGCAAUGCUAACGCUAGGCCGCGUAAAAAAAGACUGCAGUUCAGGCCCCGAAAACCUAUCACAUCGAGGUAUUUCACUUAAAACUUACUAGUGAGAACUUUGCCAGAAGUUUCCAGCCAUUCCAAACGAGACGAGGUAGUGGAGAACACUUUCAAUUGACGUUACUUUCGUUCAAAGAAGUGUUUACCGGAGAUGGCGGGGUAACGCAAAAAGUCGUCCGGUGAAAACGGUUGUAACAGAAGGUUCCGCUAGUCAAAGUCGAUGGAAAAAAAAUCAGUAAGUUAACCUUAUCAUUGAUUAUAACACGUGUACAAAAUAAUAUAUAAUACAAAAUAUAAUUUUGUAUUUAAUUUAAAUACAAAAGUAUAACAGCAAGAAGACAAUUGAAUGAAAAGGUUUGUCCACACUUUUGACUGGUACUGUAUAUGCAUCACCUAACUGUAUUAAUUAUUUUUAGCUUUAAAUUACUUGUGACCAUCUCAAGACCCUUUUUUAAAUUAGGAAGUCAAUGUAAUCUGUCAUCUCAUCUUGUUUGCUGUGACAAUGAUAGAUGCUUGCUGGGACAGUCAUGCAUGGGCUGGGCAGCUUUCUUACUUUCCUGCUAAAUAUCUGGGAAGGAUUGAAUAUAUAAGGACCCCACACACGGCACCUCUGUACCAUUUGACUGUAAGUGACUCAGUCCCUGCAGAGGAACCACCAACAUGAGCUCCAGUUCAGAGAGGAGGUCUUCCUACCGCCGUCAUUUUGACAGCACCUUAACCGACAGCAAAGUCGACAGGGUGUGCAGCGUGUCUCCCACUCGUCAUCGAUCAGUGAGCCUCACCCGUAGGGGAAGAACCAUGGAGCACAGGGUCAGCUCUGAGAAGUCUCGCCUAACCAGUGCAAGUGUGUGCUAUGGUAUGUCCAUGGGACUCGGACCAAAGCUGGACUUGGAUGCGGCUGCAGCAGAGAACCAGGCUUUCAUGGCCACCCGAGCCGGCGAGAAGCAGGAGAUGGUGGCUCUGAAUGAUCGUCUGGCGGCCUACAUUGAAAAGGUUCGUACGCUGGAGUCCAAAAACAAAAUGCUAGAGGCUGAGAUUGAGGCCCUGAAGAGCUGCCAUGUCCAACCAUCUGGUCUCAGGCAGCUGUAUGAAUCCCAGUUAAAGGAUCUCAACCGGGUCACCGACCAAACACGAGUCCAGAGGGACUUCUCUGUGGCUGCAAAGGAAGCCAUGUUGGGCCAGCUCAACUUGCUGAAGAGCAAGUUUGAGUCUGCUGUGGAAGCGCAGAAGAAGACUGAGAGUGAGAUAAACACCCUUCGGCCGGAUGUGGACAAAGCCACUUCAGCACGCAUCACGUUGGAGAAACAGCUUGAGAACCUCGAGAUGGAGAUGGAUUUUCUGCAGAGGGUCCAAAAAGAGGAAAUUGAAGAGCUGAUGCAGAAGAUCUCCUCAGUCACCUCUAAAAUUGACCUGACCUUUGGUGUUCCGGAUCUGGCCUCCGCACUAAAGCAGAUCCAGUCUCAGUACGACUGCAUGGCCGCUAAAAACCUCCAGGACAUGGACGCUUGGUACAAGGCAAAGUUUCAGGAUCUGAGCGACGUCUCCAGCAAGCACGUCCAAAGUUUUCGCCGUCUGAGGGAGGAGAUGGGCUGUCACAAGAAGGAUAUUCUCAUCAAAGAGCGAGAGCUGGAUGCACUAAAGACAAGGAACGCAUACUUGGAGGCUCUGAUUCGUGACUCUUUGGGCAAAUACAAGGAGAAAGAGCAAGAACUGCAGGAGCGCAUCGAAGCACUUAAUCUGGAGCUGAAGGUGACCAAGGAGAAGAUUGCUAUGCUUCUGCGAGAACAUCAGGAUUUACUGAAUGUAAAGAUGGCUCUGGAGAUUGAGAUUACAACCUACAGGAAACUGAUUGAGGGUGAAGACCACCGUCUGAGCACGAUGGUCUGCAGCCUGUCUCUGAGUCCAGCAUCCAAAACAAUAGUGGUCUCAGACAGCGACCCCUCCCCACCCUUGGCCGCCGACGCACCCAUGAUGGAGGCGGAGGGAGCUCUGAGUGCCAGUGAAGCUGGACCAGAGGGCGCCUCACCGCCACCUGAAAGAACCAAUGAGGACAAGGCAAAGGAAACAACUGAAAGAGUUAGGACAGACGAGGACACUAACGACAGUGACACACAUGAGGAUACCUUCAGCACUUCCGAAGCUGCUGCUGCUGCUGCUGACGCAAAGCAAGGAUAAAACUACCCAACUCGCAACCUGAUAUUCAACCUAACCUGCUUCACCCGUGUGUGUGUUUGGAUGACUUAUUUUACAAUACACAAUGCAAAGAAAAUAAACAAC